Monoraphidium neglectum is the source of this 579-nucleotide messenger RNA. RefSeq names its product T-complex protein 1 subunit alpha. Gene Ontology annotation, biological process: protein folding. The record is from RefSeq and is a predicted model, not a curated record. The annotation marks the transcript as partial. The transcript has 3 exons. Gene Ontology annotation, molecular function: ATP-dependent protein folding chaperone; ATP hydrolysis activity; ATP binding. Gene Ontology annotation, cellular component: chaperonin-containing T-complex. NCBI's taxonomy places the organism in Eukaryota, Viridiplantae, Chlorophyta, Chlorophyceae, Sphaeropleales, Selenastraceae.
AUGGCAAUGCCUAUGCCUGGCGGGAGGCUCCAGAUCGGCGGGGACCGGCAGAGCGGCCAGGAUGUGCGAACGCAGAACGUGACGGCCGUCACAGCGAUCGCAAACAUCGUAAAGACCUCCCUAGGACCGGUUGGGCUGGACAAGAUGCUGGUGGACGACAUUGGGGACGUCACGGUCACCAACGACGGCGCCACGAUCCUGAAGUUGCUUGAGGUGGAGCACCCCGCGGCCAAGGUGGGCGCAGCUGAGGGCGACGGGGCAGCCCUUGGGGGGGGGCCGCAGGGCCGCAGAGCAACAGGCCGCUCAAGCGGCGGCCGAGCCACCGGCACGGGCCGGCGGCAGGGCACGCCGGGCGGCGCUAGCGCCGGCGGAGGCCGCCCGGGCGCUCGGGCCCCCUCGGCGGCAGUCCGGCCGCGGCCGGGGCCCGCGGCGGGGCCGCCCCGCGCCGGAACGCUCGGACCUUUGGCGGCGGCGGAGAUCCUGGUUGAGCUGGCAGACCUGCAGGACCAGGAGGUGGGGGACGGCACCACCAGCGUGGUCAUACUGGCGGCGGAGCUGCUGAAGCGGGCCAACGAUCUG